Lactuca saligna is the source of this 849-nucleotide messenger RNA. The record is from the annotation of a GenBank genome assembly. NCBI's taxonomy places the organism in Eukaryota, Viridiplantae, Streptophyta, Magnoliopsida, Asterales, Asteraceae.
AUGCUCAAGCGUGUUGAUCCAACUAAUCUUAUUUUGAUGACAUAUUUGGCUUUGAUUAAUCCCAAUGAUGAAACAGGUGUUUUGUUGGCCAAACCAAAUGAGGAUUCUUCAAAUAAAUCUCAAGGAACCAAGAAAGAUGAUAAGUCGACUACUAAGCACAUUGUGCAACUUUCCAAAACUACUACUAAGCCUGUUGAGACUACAAUUGUUGAUACUCAUACUGAAACUAUUCCUUUAAAUUUUGGUGUACUUAAAAGAAUCAAGAAGAAAGCUCAUCCUUCCCGAAAGUCUCCAGAAAGGUCUUCAAGUUUUUCUCCAUUCUUCACACGCAAGCCACAUGUCACUCAAAAAGGGGUUAUUAUUCACGAAGUUCAAGCUCUUGUGUCCCCUACCUCAAAGAAACGAAGAGCUACCGAUAUGGACAAACAUAUCUCUAAGAAGAUUAAAAAGAGAAAAUUGACUCCAGUUAUACCACCCGAGGUUUCGUUAACCAAGUCAUUUCAUGAGGAGGUUCGAGCCUCAGGCAUUCUUACACACAUAUCUGAUACGGAUGUAAAUGUCACUAUGGGUGAAAGAGAUUCGAAUAAAGAACAUCCCAUGAUAACUCACGAUAUUAUCAACACUAUUACUAUCAAUACCCUUUUUUACUUACCACCAUUUAUUAUUCCUAUAAUUCCAGUCUCCUCUUCACCAACGUUUACUCAUAUUCUCAAUAAACCCCUCACUUCAUUAUUUUCUUCACAAUCCACUAAUCCACUCAAAUCCAUUGAUGACACUGAGACUGAUGAUGGAGGGUUUGGAGGUACUUUUGAUGAUCUUGAAUUUGAUCAGAAGAAGAAGACAUCCUAG